AGAGAGAGAGAGGGAGAGAGAGAGAGAGAGAGAGUCAGCUCAUGUCUCUCUCCAUCAUCACACACAGCUCGUUAAUAGGCUCCAGAUGCCUCUACAGAAGACGCUCGUCUGCAGGCUGUGUGGAUGUGGAUCGCCUCCUCUCUGAAUCUGAAUCGCUGCAGAUGUGAAUCCAUAUCUUCCUUCCUGUCAUCGACAAAACAAGAAGAUUAUGGGGUUGCGUGCAUUUUUUUGUGAACACGUGGGAAGCUUAUUUUUUGCUGUGCUGUCUGAGGCUGCUCGCCCGUCCUCCUCCCUGUGAUGAGAUGUGAUGUGAUGGAGGAGCUCGGAGGUGCUGCAUCGCUGGAGAGAUGAGUGAGAGGUGCAGAGGAGGAGAUAAUCAAUGAAGACACACAGGGCUCCUCCUGUGCGUUUGGGCAACAAGGUCAGAGUCGUCUAAAGGCUGGGGUGAGAUUAUGUCCACGCGGGGACAAGAAGAGGUCGCCUGAUGGAGAUGUCCCCAGAAAAACCAAGAGUUUCUCUUCUCUGUGUGUCGGAUUGCAGAGAAAAUCUCCAUCCCUCCAUCUGCAUGAUCCUGGUUGAGCUUUGUUUUUGACAAGCUGCAAGGCUUCUUCUUUCUGUUCUCGGAGAUAAAGUUUCUUGGCUCUGCGGGUGAUUUAUUCCUCCAACGAUUCCUCUAAUUGCAACACAGUUGAACCCGGUUAAGGUGAUUUAUUAUAGGCUGCAGGUUUAAAAGGAGAGGUGGAGUGAAUUCCAUCAGAGCAGCAGCAGCAGCAGCAGCAUCAGCAUCCAUACAGCUGCGGCCAGCUGUGGACUCUGUUUCUGGACGCUCACAUCUGUCGUUGUUGUUGUCGUCGCUGUCCAUGGUGCUGAACUCGAGCUCCAGUGAUGGUGGAGACGCUGAGUAUCGCAGUCAUCGGUGCUCCCGGAGUGGGGAAAACUUCUAUAAUCCGCCAGUUCAUCUAUAACGAUUUCUCGGAGGUGUACACGCCGACCAGGACCAGAUAUGUGUACAGACCCUCCGUCAUCCUCAACGGGAACAUGUAUGAGCUGAAGGUUCUGGACGUCCCGCCAAUCUCCUCCUUCCCAUCCAGCUCCAGCCAGGAGUGGCUGGAUUUGCGCUGCAGAGGCGUCCGCAAUGCCAACGCCUACAUCCUGGUGUACGACAUCUGCUGCGUGGAGAGCUUUGAGUACGUCAAGAUGAUCAGACAGCAGAUAGUGGAGCACAGGGAAGGCAGCAGCAGUGAGGUGCCAAUCCUGGUGGUGGGCAACAAGAGAGAUCUGCAGCGGCAGCGCUUCAUGCCUCGCCGGGCGGUGUCGGUCCUGGUGAAGAAGACCUGGAAGUGCGGUUACGUGGAGUGCUCGGCCAAGUUCAACUGGCACGUGGUCCUGCUCUUCAAAGAGCUGCUGGGCAUCGCCGUGGCACGGGGCAUGCGCCAGAACCACACCUCCAUCCGUCUGCAGGGGGCGCUACAGAGGAACCGCUGCACCAUCAUGUGACCCAGAGAACUCCCUCCACCCCUCGCACCUCAGGAGUGGAGCGGCAGUGGAGGAAAAAAAGGACUUUUUAUCUAAAUGGCUGGAAAAAUACCCUGUGGCCUCCUGCUUUACUGAGCUGAUUUUUCAUAAUGAGGUUUAUUAGUCUCUUGCGCUGUAAAAGACACUCAAAUUUCACACACGGUCAUCCAACCACUUCCUAGUCCGACUCUGCCAAAUGUGUAAAUGCAAGGAAGGAGGUAGGAGAUAAACAAGUGGAAAUGAACACGACUAGCAUAGCACAGUUUUGUUUUGUUUUUUUCUCACAUCAACUCGACAGUUACUCAUUUAAGGCUGUGCUUCCCAAAUUACACAGCAGCAAGUCUUAUUGAGGGUUGUCUCGUGGCUGUAGCUGGGCCUGACGGGGUGGAAGCUGUGUUUGUGGGACUCAAAAUGGAGAGGCAGCAAUAUCAUCGAGUCUUCCUUUUGAAUUUGUCAUAUUUAGUAAGAUCAACAGCUUAUAUCGUACAUAUUUGGAUUUGUUUGAGGGUUGAUGGUCCACAGGAUAGAAUAAAACAGAGCAAAAAAUAGCUUCUCGUCUUGGUGGAUUAUCUCGAAAUGUACAGAUUGAUGAUUAGAUGGUGUUUUAAUUUUAGAUUCUGAGAAGUAGCCUGCGAUUAUUUUUCUUUCCCUGUCCCGGUUUCAAACUUGGCCUACGGUGAAAACUGUUUGUUCAGACGAGGAGGGGAGGGGGGUUUAAGGUUGUCUUGCAGCAGAAAAUGCUGCAGUCUCUAUCAUGAAGUACUGUGGGGCUUUAAUCUGCUCCCUCCCCUCACUUAGUGUCUGUUUCUGAUGAAUACAUUAAAUCCAGGGAACUGGGGACCUGCAGGAGGCUGCAGAGCCUGAGACGAGAACCUGCACACGCAAUGUGGAUGUUUAUAUGUGUGUGUGUGUUUGUGUGUUUGUGUGUGAGAGAGUGAGGGAGGCAGAGAGAGGCAGGUUUGAUUGCUGACAUUCAGGCAAGCAAAGGACAGACACGGGGAGAUAAGAGAUCGAUGUGGAAGCUGGAUUAGGAAGGAGCAAUAAAAUCUCACAGGGGUGUCCUGACUCACUAUAUGUACCACCAUAUUCUAUUGAAAAUGCCUCACAUAUAGUAGACGUAAUCCAGCCGCGUUCAGAUAUCCUGCAGAAAUAAGGAAGCAGACUUCCACAAAACACCCCAUGAGUGCAUCACAGACACACAGGGAACCUUAAUAAAGCUUUCAUAUCAGUAUCUGAAUAGUAUCUAAUAGGUAAUGUCGUGAGAUUAACAGUCGCUUAUUCAUUUGAUUAGGCCUAGUUUGGUAGUUUGUGAACACGGCUGCACUGAAAGUGAGCAGACCUAUUGUACAUAAGUGAGUGAUUCAUGGAGUAAUUGACUUGCAUGCUUUUGUUGGUAGAGCCAACGGGUCAGGGUUUAAUUGCACUGAUGUGAAAAUUUGAUAUUGUGUUUAAUUUUUUGUAAUACAUGAUUUUCUGACACUGUAAUGAGCAGCUGAGUGGAGUGAAUGUGGUCGUUUUUCACUGGCAUGUGAGAGCACAAGCUAAUGAUUCUCUCCGAGACAUAGUGUUGAACCCUCCGAUCAGGGCAGAUGGCUGUGUUAGUCUUUUCUUUUCUAGUAAAAAAUAUGAAAUAUGUAGCAGCAACUGUGUGUAGCAUGAGUUCUCAUCAGUUUGUCUGUGUGCGCGUUUCCAAAUAAAAAGGGCUACAGUUUUUUAUCAGAAACAUUACUUGUAUUUAUUUUUACUGUGUUAGUACUGUGAGUAUUUUUUUUUUUGGACAGAUGAAAUAUUAAAUGCAUUUGAGAACCUUA
This is a messenger RNA of Sebastes umbrosus (honeycomb rockfish), 3326 nucleotides long. It is a transcript of the gene rasl10a, whose product is annotated as RAS-like, family 10, member A. The coding region runs from base 886 to 1497 and encodes 203 amino acids. The transcript is spliced from 3 exons. Gene Ontology annotation, molecular function: GTP binding; GTPase activity. Lineage: Eukaryota; Metazoa; Chordata; Actinopteri; Perciformes; Sebastidae. The record is from RefSeq and is a predicted model, not a curated record.